GAUACCAAGCCGGGUUUACACAUCGCGCAUGCGCGUUUGUGGUUUUGCCACGUACAGGUCGCUGUGAGGCGUUUCCGACUAGUCAGUCAGGCGUCGCUCAGCUCAAGCCCAGGAUAUACAGGCUGCUGCUGGCAUCAGUACCUCCAAACCACCAGCAGAAUGAAUGGCCAGCUGGACCUGAGUGGGAAGCUGAUCAUUAAAGCUCAGCUGGGGGAUGAUAUCCGUCGGAUCCCCAUUCACAAUGAAGACAUCACUUACGAUGAGCUCCUGCUGAUGAUGCAGCGUGUCUUCCGUGGGCAGCUACAGAGCACUGAUGAGGUCACCAUUAAGUAUAAGGAUGAAGAUGAUGACCAUAUCACCAUCUUUGACAGUUCUGAUUUGUCCUUUGCAAUCCAGUGCAGUAGAAUAUUGAAACUCACUCUGUUUGUGAAUGGACAGCCUCGGCCACUGGAGUCGUCUCAGGUGAAGCACCUGCGCCGAGAACUGAUCCAUUUGAGGAAUAAAGUCAACAGCCUUCUGGACAGCCUGGAGCCGCCCUCAGAGUGUGUCCCAGAGAGCACCAAUCGAGAAACUGAAUAUGUGACUGAAGCAGUAGAUUCAACAAUAAGGCAGGCCCCUCCCGUGAGUGCUGCUAGCAUGUCAGCGUUUGACCCAUUGAAGAACCAGGAGGAGGUCAACAAGAAUGUCAUCUCAGCAUUCGGCCUGUCUGAGGAACAUGCCCAAGUUCCAGCUGUAGCCGCCGCUGCCGCUGCAGAGGAGCGUUCUGCUACUCCUGACAGUAUUGCUUCUUCAUCUUCAGCAGCGCAACCCUCUGCUGGGGCUCCCCCACCUUACUCAGGGGUCCAACAAACUUCCUCCACUACUAUGGAUGGUCAGAUGUAUCAGCAGUAUCAGGCUCCAGGUGGAUACCCUCCACAAGCUGGACCCCAGCAGCAGUAUGGGAUGCAGUACCCUGCUGGUUAUGCCCCUCAGCCUGCAGCUUCUCAGGCUCCUCCUCCUCAACAACAGUUCCAGAAUUACCCCACCCCUACCUCUCAGGCUGCUGGUGCUCCUGGCUCCGCCCCUGGAUUUUCGGGUCAAUCACAACCUCCUGCUCCCCAAGGACCAACCCAGUACCCACCUGGAGCAUUUCCACCUCAAAACUACACAUCCCAGCCUGCAGGGGGUUAUCAGCCCCGCCCUGGAUACACCCCAUCGCCUGGUGCAACCCCUCCCCCCGGGGGUGCCAACCCCUAUGCCCGAAACCGCCCACCUUAUGGCCAGGGCUACACCCAGCCAGGUCCUGGGUAUCGGUAAGGGCCCUUUAACAUCCCCACAGCACCUGUGGGAGUUCGACCUCGCUAGUUUUCUCUGUCUCCAACACAUCAGCCCCCGAAUUUCUGUGUUUGACAACCUAAUAUUGUGUUUGUUUGUGCUUUGGGUGUAUGUUGAUGAAUGUUCGUGAGUGCAGGAAUGAGCUAGUGAGAUGUUUAUGUGUGCGUUUGCACACAUGGGAGACCAAACAGCAUGGGUGUUGGAUAGCUCUGUGUGUGUUGUGUGAGAGAGGACAUGUGUCUUGUGUGCAUUUUAUUUUAUCACCGGUCUCCUUGUUGGUGUUAUUUUGUCAUAAACCACGAGUCUGUCUAAACACUAGAAAAUGAUCAUAAUCAAACAAAGUGACGUUUGUUUAGUUUUCUUUAGCCUGCUCUUUUUUUUUUCCCCUUUUCAAAUGUCCUGGUUUUUACUAACCCUGACUGGCCUUCUGCAGUAAAGCCUGUCAUAUCUGUAUAAACUGUAACAUUGUUUUCAGGAGGUGAAUAAAGACUUUGAGACUUAA
Messenger RNA from Triplophysa dalaica, 1816 nucleotides. It is a transcript of the gene tfg, whose product is annotated as trafficking from ER to golgi regulator. Gene Ontology annotation, cellular component: endoplasmic reticulum exit site. NCBI's taxonomy places the organism in Eukaryota, Metazoa, Chordata, Actinopteri, Cypriniformes, Nemacheilidae. The record is from RefSeq and is a predicted model, not a curated record. The transcript is spliced from 8 exons. The coding region runs from base 160 to 1296 and encodes 378 amino acids. Gene Ontology annotation, molecular function: identical protein binding. Gene Ontology annotation, biological process: COPII vesicle coat assembly; endoplasmic reticulum to Golgi vesicle-mediated transport.